Fulvia fulva is the source of this 411-nucleotide messenger RNA. RefSeq lists its product as uncharacterized. Bases 1 to 411 code for a protein of 136 amino acids. NCBI's taxonomy places the organism in Eukaryota, Fungi, Ascomycota, Dothideomycetes, Mycosphaerellales, Mycosphaerellaceae. The record is from RefSeq and is a predicted model, not a curated record. The transcript has a single exon.
AUGUCCUACACCCAGUACCACAUCCCUGAUGACUCCUUCGAUACCUGGUUCCAAGAGCUCCUCACCGCCACCCCAAUUCCUCCUACUGAUCUCGACAUCGCCACAAUCCGUCGUGUUUGUUCUCACAUGACAGAUAGAGACGUGCUUCGAAUCGUCUUGCUGGCAAGAUACCACCCGAAGUACCAGACCGAUUUCCAUGGGUGGCGAGUGCGAGUCUCGACUUGCAGCAAUCGAGAGGCAAAGUAUUUAGUCAAUUGCUUGAGGUUCGAGUACUACCGGGAGAAGACAAUGGAGGCGUUGAAUCUCCAGGAGACGGCGAGGGAAGAGGGAGAAAGGAGAAGAGCUGAGCGGGUUGCUGAUCAACAGCAGGAACAGCAGCAGGAACAGCAGCAGGCUGAUGAGGAUGCUUGA